GCCUGCCUGCCUGGCAAGUCAGAGCAUGUCUAGACCCUGUGGAUGAGAUGCAGAAGAUGGCAGAGCUGCUGGGGCUCAGGGAUGAGUGUGAGGAGGGGACUGUGGGGGCUCCUGCCCUCGCUGGCUCCUGCCUUGCUGACAACAGACUGAACCUGGAUGUCUAUCCUGACGGCUGCCGCCGUUUCCUCCAGCUAUUCAAGGAGCAACAGGGAGAGGUGGUCCAGGUUGAGUUCCUCCGGCUCAGCAGCAACGAUUGCCUCCUUGACACCACACUGGGCAGCCUUCCUCAUCUGAAGCACCUGAAAUCCCUGGUGCUUAAAGGUGGCCUUGCUAGGGAUGAGUUUGGUUCCUAUCAACAUGGCUCCCUGACAAGCUUGCCACCUGACUUUGGGGACCUCAGGUGUCUUACCCACCUGGAUCUCAGCUUCAAUAGACUCUCCACCUUGCCGAGCUGCAUUCUCCACCUCCCCAGCCUCCGUGUGCUCCUGGUGAGCCACAACAGCCUGAUGACACUUCCUGAGGACUUUGGCUCUCUGAGUAAACUGACUUUCUUCUCUGCAAUGAAAAAUCAGCUGAAAGACUUACCUCAGAGCAUUGGGGAGCUGUCAUUGCUGCAGGAUCUGGAUCUCUCAGAAAAUGCUUUGGAACUGCUCCCUGAAGAAGUUGGGAAUCUGCACAACUGUACAGAGCUGGAUCUCUCUGGGAAUCGCUUAUUAAGCAUCCCAGAAUCCCUAGCCAAUUUGAAGUCUCUGCGUCGGCUGCAUCUCCACAGCAAUCUCCUGGUGACAGUCCCUGCCUCUCUUGCCAGCCUGCCCAACUUGUCCAGACUUGAUCUGCAGAACAACUCCCUCCGUGCCAUCCCUGCUGAGAUCCAGGCCCUGCCGUUUGUGCACGUCCGAGGCAAUCCCUUGGGAGAAACGGAGCCAUCCCCGCAGGCUGAUAAAUCCAGUACCAGAAGGCUAAAAAGACUCUUCCUUGCAUCAGGAGAGGGCAGCUUUACUGUCACCUCUGAAGGCUGCAGAGUGGUCCUGGCCUGUGGCAUCCAUUUCUACUUUCCGCCGGGGGCUGCCUCUGAUCCUGUGCGGAUCCACUUCCGAUCCCUCACGCCGGAUCCACAGUGGGUAAAGCUGAGACACCAUGAUGUCCUGCUCAGUAGAGUCCUGGAGCUGCAGCCUCAUGGGGUCCAAUUCCAGCAGGAGGUGCAGAUCUGGAUGCCAUAUAUCUCACCUCAAACCCCUCACCAGAAUGAGGUUGUAGUUCGGACCUUCAGUGGGCAGAGCUGGAAUGACCUGAAAACAAGAGUGAAGCAGAAGAGAAAAUCAAAGAAGUGUGUGGCCCACUGUUGUGUCCUUCACUUCUCUUGGUUCCUUGUUGUGUCUCGACUUGUGCAAAAUGAAUGCAAAGUGCCAGCAGAGGGGACAUUGCUCUUUUCCAGCGUGGAUCCAAACAUCAAAGUGAUCUUUCCUCCUGGAGUCACCAAAGAGCCUCGUAGUGUCAAGCUGCAGGUGCUGCCAGUCUCUGCAGAAGAGAUACAGGAAAUCACAGCCAAUGCAGGGUGUAGAGCCAGUCCCCUGCUCUACCUCUCACAGGACUCCACAGUGGAUUUUCUCAAGCCAGUGAGAAUUCAGCUGCCUCUUCCACCCGGGGUCACAGGGCUAAAUUUGGAUCGGUCAAGGCUGCAUAUACUCCAUGGUGACCUGGAGGGCCAAACCUGGAAUGACAUCACCAGUGAGGUGGUGCUGGAAUUCACCCAUCUUUAUGCAGUGUUUGAAGUCACUCACUUCUCCUGGUACUGGCUGUGGUACACCACCAAGACCUACAUUGGAGGCAUUGCCAAGAAGGUCUAUGAGCGCCUGCGUCUGUACCAGGUGAACUUCAUAGCGCUGCAGAGGAAGAGGGAUCCUGAGCAAGUCCUGCUACAGUGUGUCCCCAAGCACAAGGUUGACCCAGUGCUGAAAAAGCUGCAGGACCGCUAUCGAGGACCUGAGCCAUCUGACAUGGUGGAGAUGUUUGAGGGAGAGCAAUUUUUUGCAGCUUUUGAGCGAGGCAUCAGCAUUGAUAUGGAUCGCCCUGACUGUGUGGAUGGACGUCUCUCAUUUAUUUUUUACUCCCACUUGAAGAACAUGAAGGAAAUAUAUGUGACCUCCCCUGUGGACAGAAAAGGCCAAGCUGUAAAAGGCCAGGUCUCCUUCUACCGAGGGGCAGUUCCAGAGAGCAUCCCUGAAGAUGCCAGCAGGAGGAGAAAAGGUCCAGACUCCCUCUGGCUUGCAACUCUGCCCAUCAAACUGCCUCAACUGAAACCCCGGGAUGAGAACCCUGGUCCCCUGUAUGGCUUCUCCUUCCCUCCCUUGAACCUGGGCAAUGCUGAGACUGGGUACCUGACACAGGCAAACCUGCUGAGCAUUGCUAGGCGUGUGGGAGCUGACUGGCAGAGCAUCGGCCUCAACCUGGGCCUGACCUACCAGCAGAUUGAGCGCAUAGGAUACAAUAACAGAGAGGACCUCAACAAGCAGAUCCUGGACAUGCUUUUCUCGUGGGCUCAGCAGAACUCAGAGGAUCCCGACUGCGUGAGGAAGCUGAUUACAGCCAUGAAAGAGAGCGGCCGCCAGGACAUCGCGGAUGAGGUUGAAGCCAUCAUUGAGCUGGGCCGGCAGAAAUACAGCGAGUCCAUCCGCCGGCUGGGCCUGGAGCAGGAGAGCAGCACUGAGGACUCUGCAAUAGCUAUGAUGUAGCACCUA
Messenger RNA from Lonchura striata (white-rumped munia), 2738 nucleotides. The record is from RefSeq and is a predicted model, not a curated record. NCBI's taxonomy places the organism in Eukaryota, Metazoa, Chordata, Aves, Passeriformes, Estrildidae.